UCAGUCUGUUCAUCUUUCGCAUUUUUGUCAUUUCUUCGGAAGAUUAGCGAGUGGAUAUUCUUUGCCGGUUUUAUGUAGGUCGGGGAAUACUGUGCACUGAAUUCUGUGGAUACGGAAUUAGGCUGCUGGUAGACUUAACAUGUAUGCCGGACGUAAAAGGAGAAAACCCGUGCAGAGAACGGUGAAACAACCCCCAGCAGAAGGGGUCAAGUCGAACCCAUCCAAACGGCACAGAGAUCGGUUAAAUUCUGAACUUGACCGCUUGGCCAGUUUGUUGCCAUUCCCCGAGGAGGUCACCUCCAGUUUGGAUAAACUCUCCAUCCUUCGUCUGAGUGUGAGCUUCCUGAGGGCCAAGAACUUCUUCAAUGUUGCCCUGAAGAACCAUGCUGGGAAAGCGCUGACAGCCAAUAGCAGUAACCAUGACAACAGCAAAGCCGCUGGAUUGGUGGAGGGUUGGUUGCCUGAGGGAGAACUUCUGUUGCAGGCCCUCAAUGGUUUUGUGCUGGUCGUCACUGCAGAGGGGACCAUCUUUUACUCCUCUCACACCAUCCAGGACUUCCUGGGAUUCCAGCAGACGGAUGUGAUGCACCAGAGUGUGUUUGAGCUGAUCCACACCGAGGAUCAGCAGGAGUUCCGGAGGAACCUGCACUGGGCCCUGAACCCACCUGCUUCUGUGUCUGAACCAAAGGAGUCUCCCGCAGAUGGAGAACCUGCCACAAACUCAUCUCUAGUGACCUAUGACCCUGACCAGCUGCCGCCAGAGAAUUCCUCCUUCCUGGAGAGGAGCUUUGUGUGUCGGUUCCGCUGUCUCCUUGACAACUCCUCCGGCUUCCUGGCACUAAACCUGCAGGGCAGGCUGAAGUUCCUACAUGGGCAGAACCGACGCCUGGAUGAUGGGGGCCAGGUGCCCCCCCAGCUGGCCCUGUUUGCUAUCGCCACCCCUCUGCAGCCCCCUUCCAUCCUGGAGAUCCGAACCAAGAACAUGAUCUUCAGAACCAAGCACAAGCUGGACUUUACUCCCAUGGCCUGCGAUGCCAAGGGCAAGAUCGUCCUGGGCUACACCGAGGCAGAGCUGCGUGUUCGAGGUUCUGGGUACCAGUUCAUCCACGCGGCCGACAUGCUGUACUGCGCAGAGAACCACGUCCGCAUGAUCAAGACGGGAGAGAGCGGUUUGACUGUGUUCAGACUCCUCACCAAGGACAACCGCUGGAAGUGGGUCCAGGCAAACGCCAGGCUGGUCUAUAAGAACGGCAAGCCAGACUACAUCAUUGCCACCCAGAGGCCCCUUGUGGAGGAGGAAGGUGGAGAGCACCUUCGGAAACGCUCCAUGCACCUCCCCUUCACCUUUGCCACAGGAGAAGCCCUGCUGUACCAGACCAGCUACCCCAUCCCGGGCUUCAACGACACACUGCAGGGCAAAGGCAAGAACAGCAAGUCCAAGAAGAGCAAGAGCUCCAAGGAUGACCCAGACCCCAGCUCAUUACUGGGGGCCUUAAUGAGGCAGGAUGAGUCUGUCUAUGUCUGCCAGCCUGCCGUCGAACCCAAGCUUUCCUUCCACAGUAGCCUGUUCAGUGAGCAGGGUGAUGCGGGCUUCACCGGCCCUUUGGGGAACGACAGCUGGAGCGCGCCAUCGAAAAGCGUGGCUGAGGUGGGGCCCGAGGGUUCGAGCUUCGACCCGCUCCUGGCCACGCUGGACUCCCUCUCGCUGGGCGGCGAGGAGAGCUGCUCCAACAGCGAGCUGUUCAGCGCCCUGGAGAGCCUGGGCCUCAACGCCGAGGACCUGGAGCUCCUUCUUCUGGACGAGCGGAUGAUCCGCGUGGAGAUGGAGCCAGACUACAUCCCCUCCCUCAACGACCUGCUGACCAACAAUGAGAUCCUCUCCUACAUCCACGACUCCCUGGGGGGCAGGACUGAGGCGAGCGGGGGUGUCGGCGACAGCCAGGCGCCCCACCCCCUGCCAUCCUCUGCCCCCCAGUCCCAAGCCCCUCCCACGUUGUCCCUGCCCUGCCCCAGCCCAGCCCCCGGCCCUCAGGCUACGCCCAUACCGUACACCACCUACAGGCCACCGAGGCAGCCGCCCAUCGUGCAGUUGUCUCAGCAGAUGCAGCAGCACAUGAGCGGCCACCUGACCCCAGGGAAAGGGGACGCCUGGAGCCAGCAAGUUGAGUGCCAGCACAGUGACCCUGAGGUUCUUCCAGCAGAGAACGGACUGCAGAGCUGGGAGCAGCCCCUUCACAAUGGCCACUGGGUCACCCAGCACAUUCAUACAAGCGUGGGAGUCCAGGAGGACCUGGGGAAUGACCAUGCUCACCACCACCAGCAGGAGGCGCUGUUCAACAGCGAAGCAGUGGAACCGGGCCUGCACCAGCACCAGAACCAGUGGCAGCAGAACCAGCUCCUCCUGCAGCUCCACUCCCAAUGUCAUCUCAAGCAGAAAGGGGGUGAUACAGUCAACGGAGUAUAUCCCUCCCUCAGCCAGCAGCCCGCGGGCAACCCCCAGUGGCAGAGUUACAGUUAUGGCCACCAGGGGUCUCUAUCUAGCCAGACAGAACUGGCAACUAACGGGUCUUGCUUUUCCAACGGGCAGGGCGUGGCUGAAGGGGUGGACGUGGCGUCUGUCACGCAUGCUCAGGGAGUGUCCCUUGCGGAUUACAAUGCAGGCCAGUUCACAGUGAACGGAGCACUGGGUAACAGCGGGGUGUACCAGGGAGUGGCGGCCUCCACGUCCUCCUGUCCUGUGGCCCAUCAGAAACAGCAGCUGCCCUGCCCAGACGGGGCCACGCCCUCAUGUUUUUCUCAGUACGCCACCCAAGACUCGGCCCUAGAGCACAUUCUGGGUCUGGGGACGUCCCAUCAGCUGCCUUCUCUGGAAUCCUAUGGACUGUUCACCUCCACGCUGCCACCAGACGCUUCUCACAGUAAGAUGGAGAAUGGUUGCAUCCUAAAUGGCACCAGCGUGUCCUACACUGGAAAUUGUUUUGUGCCCAACGGGAGCACUGCAGUGCCCACUGAAACCACCCAACCCUGCCCUGAAGUCCUGCCCAGCCUCCCAGACCCACAGACCUCUGGGUUUUACCUCUGA
Messenger RNA from Megalops cyprinoides (Indo-Pacific tarpon), 3082 nucleotides. RefSeq names its product aryl hydrocarbon receptor 1b (gene ahr1b). The record is from RefSeq and is a predicted model, not a curated record. Lineage: Eukaryota; Metazoa; Chordata; Actinopteri; Elopiformes; Megalopidae. Gene Ontology annotation, biological process: regulation of transcription by RNA polymerase II. Gene Ontology annotation, cellular component: aryl hydrocarbon receptor complex; nucleus. Gene Ontology annotation, molecular function: protein dimerization activity; nuclear receptor activity; transcription cis-regulatory region binding. The transcript is spliced from 11 exons. The coding region runs from base 140 to 3082 and encodes 980 amino acids.